Molecule: messenger RNA, 360 nt
Organism: Linum tenue
Lineage: Eukaryota; Viridiplantae; Streptophyta; Magnoliopsida; Malpighiales; Linaceae
Source: the annotation of a GenBank genome assembly
AUGCUCUCAAACUUGGCCACUAGUGUCUCCUUCAAUGACUCGGCCCAUCUUUCCAGAAGCAUCGAUCGCGUCGCGAAAUCGUCAUUGUACAAGGAAUACAUAGAUGGUGUGAUUUCAGAGGCAACUCUGGCGUUGCUGCCUGAAAUCAUCGAGGGCAGGAAGGGCGAAGUCAACAAGAUUAUUAGACGACGGCGGGUUUCUAGUUCUCCUCCAAAUUAUGACAAUGAAUGGGAUGUGCUGUUAGCUGCGAUGAAUGAUGUUACAGUUGAUAUAGAUGCUAUUACCCGGCAGAAAGAACAGCUGAAGCAUGCAGUUGUGCGCCAAAUGGCUGCAGACCUUCCUUAUCCUCCUCCAGGUUAA